GAACGUCAUUUUCGCCAAACCACACAUAUCGAGUUACUUUCCUGUUAUCUUUCUUCUGUAAGCGAUAUGAGUUUUGCGUCCACAGAUUAAAACAAAACAUCGUAAAACCGCACGGCGCUUCAAAAAACCCAUUCGAAAGUUACUCAAUUAAAGCUUUCACAUGUGCGAGAAUAAUCCUGUCAGCGAGAAGAUGACGAAUAUCACUCCGGAGACGAGGAUCAUGAUGAUCAGGUCGCCGGAUGGAAGGAACCGGUACAUGCGUCAGAUCCUGGCGGCUCUUGCUGUGUCCCUUGGGCCGUUCGCAGCGGGUCUCAGUAAGGGCUACAUGUCCCCAGCAUUGGCGUCGAUGCAGGAUACAAGGAUACACGAUGCCUUCUCGGUUAGCGACCAGCAAGCGAGUUGGAUAGCUAGCCUUAGUUUAUUAGGAGCCUUUAUCGGUGGCAUUAUGGGCGGGAUGGUGAUGCGGUUUGGCAGAAGGACGGUGUUGCUAGCUACCGCCCUACCCUACACGCUGGCGUGGCUGGCUACGGCGCUAUCAAGCAGCGUGCACAUGGUAUCAGCCACGUCGUUCUUCGGGGGAAUGCUGAUCUGCUGUAUAAAUAUGACGACACAGGUAUACGUCACAGAAAUAGCAGUUCCCGAAAUCAGAGGAUGCCUCAGCUCCGUACUGAAGAUCCUCAGUCAGAUCGGCAUCCUAAUAUCAUUCACUUUAGGAGCGUACCUCAACUGGUACCAACUCGCUCUGAUGGUAGCCGCCGCCCCGAUACUCUUAUUCUUUGCUCUCUUCUUCAUACCGGAAACUCCUUCUUCCUUGCUCCUGAGAGGAAGGGAAACUGAAGCUGAAGAUAGUCUGCAGUGGCUCAGGGGACCAGACGCGGACGUACGCCAAGAACUAGCCACAAUCAGAACCAACAUCUUAGCCAGUAAGCUGUCAAAUGGGACGAACACGGGCAAAUUCAAGGUAUUGCUCUCGAAGCGGCUGACCAGACCAGUACUCAUCACGUGCGGCCUAAUGUUCUUCCAGAGAUUCACUGGAGCUAACCUAUUCAAUUUCUACGCAGUCAAAAUAUUCAAGAAGACCCUAAGAUCUAUGAACCCUCAUGGAGGGGCAAUAGCGACUAGCGUUGCGCAGCUGUUGGCUUCUUGUUUGUCGGGGAUGCUGAUCGACAACAUAGGAAGACUACCGCUUCUCAUGAUAAGCGGGGUGAUGAUGUCCAUAGCCUUAGCCGGCUUCGGUUCUUACGCUUACUACGAAGAAGUUAUAAGAAAUACGACCGAUUUAACAAGCGCCGAACCAGGAUCAUACGACUGGAUCCCCUUGCUCUGUGUCCUGACGUUUACCAUAGCCUUUUCGUUAGGCAUCAGUCCAAUUUCGUCUCUAUUGAUUGGGGAGCUGUUCCCUCUGGAGUACAGGAGUACUGGUAGCGCAUUAGCGACGAGUUUCAGUCAUUUGUGCGGAUUCGUGAAUGUUAAAACCGCCGCAGACUUCCAAGAUCAAAUAGGGCUCUACGGUCUGUUCUGGAUGUACGCAGGUAUCUCGGUCCUCUGUCUGCUGUUCGUGGUGCUAUUCGUUCCGGAAACGAAGGGCCGCGAAAUAGACGAGAUGGACCCGAAAUACGUAGAGUCUUUGUGCAUAAAUCGAUAGUGACAGCCGAGAUGAAGUUUCUGAGAUUUAUUCCCGCAGUAUUAAAACUGUAAGUAUUAUAGUCCUUCAAAGUUCCUUGACACAAGCUUCCGGUGGAAGCACGAAGAAGUCCGUUAUACUUUAAUCUGAUAAUUGGCGAACGAUUUUUAACUGACUUCAAAAAGGAGGUGGUUCUCAAUUCGAUCACA
Bombyx mandarina (wild silkworm) is the source of this 1833-nucleotide messenger RNA. RefSeq names its product facilitated trehalose transporter Tret1. NCBI's taxonomy places the organism in Eukaryota, Metazoa, Arthropoda, Insecta, Lepidoptera, Bombycidae. Gene Ontology annotation, biological process: transmembrane transport. Gene Ontology annotation, cellular component: membrane. Gene Ontology annotation, molecular function: transmembrane transporter activity. The record is from RefSeq and is a predicted model, not a curated record.